This is a messenger RNA of Trichosporon asahii var. asahii CBS 2479, 651 nucleotides long. RefSeq lists its product as uncharacterized. The coding region runs from base 1 to 651 and encodes 216 amino acids. The record is from RefSeq and is a predicted model, not a curated record. NCBI's taxonomy places the organism in Eukaryota, Fungi, Basidiomycota, Tremellomycetes, Trichosporonales, Trichosporonaceae. The transcript has 2 exons.
AUGUUCGCUCUCAUCGCUGCUCUCGCUGUUGCCGCCGUCCCUGCCUUCGCCGCCGAGGAGAAGGCCACCUUCACCAUCUCCCCCAUCAGCGCCCCCGAGCUCUGUCUUGCCGUGAACAACGCCACCAACGGUUCCGGCCUCAAGCUUUCCAAGUGCACUAACGGUGCUGGCACCGCCUACACUUACAGCACCAAGACUGCUCACCUCACUGCUUUCACCGAGGAGGACCUGAAGGGUGAGGAGCAGGACGACGCCCACCACCACUGCAUCGACGUCACCGACGGCAAGGCCCACAACGGCAACCUCCUCCAGCACUGGAUCUGCGCCAUCCCCUCGGACAACCAGGUGUUCGACUUUGACCCCGUUGAGGGCAAGGAGGACAAGAACAUCUACACGAUCAAGUGGAGCCAGAACGACUACUGCUUCGACGUCAAGGACGGCAACUUCACCGAGGGCGCCGACGUCCAGAUCUGGCGCUGCGUCCCCUCCAACACCAACCAGCAGUGGACCGUCGCCAACAUUGCCGACCCCACUUGCGACGGUGCCACCGACGGCUCGCUCGAGACCUACGCCGAGGAGGCCCAGAAGCUCGAGGCUGAGCAGCAGCACAAGCGCGGCCUCAACGGCCACCGCCGCCGCACCAUCUUCUAA